Messenger RNA from Fusarium tjaetaba, 3777 nucleotides. RefSeq names its product ankyrin protein. The record is from RefSeq and is a predicted model, not a curated record. Gene Ontology annotation, biological process: nucleoside metabolic process. Gene Ontology annotation, cellular component: vesicle membrane. The coding region runs from base 1 to 3777 and encodes 1258 amino acids. Gene Ontology annotation, molecular function: catalytic activity; protein binding; structural molecule activity. Lineage: Eukaryota; Fungi; Ascomycota; Sordariomycetes; Hypocreales; Nectriaceae. The transcript is spliced from 5 exons.
AUGCUGGAUUAUCAUCACCCAGCACUAUCGAAGCCCCGAAACGACAUCAACUCGUAUACUCUUGGUUCCAUCGGGCCUCACAACGUUGCCAUUACUUGCUUACCAAAGGGUAUGAUAGGGAAUGUCCCAGCAGCAACGGUUGCUAGUCAUCUAGUCACUACCUUUCCCUCUAUCAAAGUCGGUCUUAUGGUAGGUAUCUGUGGCGGUGUACCAUCCAACAAGGUCCGGUUGGGGGAUGUUGUUGUUGGUACAUCCUCUGGCGACUAUCCUGGAGUAGUGAAAUGGGAUGCUGGCAAGGUCCAUGGCCAGGGAAAGUUCGAACGAACGGGAUCACUUAACAAUCCACCUCAGUCACUGUUGACUGCUCUUACACAGCUGGAGACGCAACACAACCUGAUCGGAACCAAGAUACCCGAGUAUCUCGAAGAACUGAAACAUAAAUCGCCAAAGCUUGCUGCUGUGUCUCUACGACACAAGUCUCUCAACGAUGUCUUGUUCAAGUCAUCUUACGAGCAUGUUGUGGACAUAAUUUGCGAGACGGAUGACGAGGAUGUAGAUGAGGGCGAGGAUGAAGAGCAGGACCCUUCAUCAGGCGAUAAGCUGGUCAAAGACGCUGCAUCACGCAACAAACUCAACAAAGACCUCGGGGGACAGGUCCUCUGUAUCGAAAUGGAGGCUGCGGGUCUUGUCAAUCAUUUUCCUUGUCUUGUUAUACGAGGUAUAUGUGACUACGCCGAUUCGCACAAGAACAAGGAUUGGCAGGAACACGCAGCUAUUGUAGCCGCAGCCUUUGCGAAGGAGCUCUUACAGUAUGUGCAACGAAAUGAUGUCGAGGGCGAGCGUCCACUGAAGGACUUGUUGAACGAUGUCCACUCGCUUGUUUCCGAAACACGCGAGGAUGUCGCUGAAAUUAGAUCCAAUCAGAGUAGACGAGAUGAUAUCAAGAUUCUUGACUGGCUCACGACAAUCGACUACGGCUUGCAGCAGAGCGAAUUUCAGAAGGUGCAACAGCCAGGAACUGGCAGUUGGCUUCUCGAUACAUCCGAGUACCGAACCUGGUUGGAGACACCUGGGCAAACUCUCUUUUGCCAAGGCAUCCCAGGUGUUGGAAAGACUAUCCUGACAUCGGGUCUGAUAGAUCACCUAAGCUCCAAACUUUCUGGGGGCUCUGCAAGUGGUAUAGCAUACAUCUUCUGCAACUUCCAGAGACAGGAUCAACAAACCACCGACGGCCUUCUUGCGUGUAUUCUAAAACAGCUUUCUGCCGGUUUGCCGUCGCUGCCGGAGUCCUUGCGGUCUCUCUACACAAGCCAUGCUAUACAACGGACACGACCAUCUUCCAGAGAGAUCAUUUCUACUCUUGCGUCUAUGAUAUCUGAGCACUCGAGGGUCGUUAUCAUAGUUGACGCACUCGAUGAGUACGGGAGUGCUCCCGGCGCAAGAGAGCCCUUUCUAGUGCAGCUUGCUCGACUACAGCAACAAUUUGACGUCAAUCUCUUUGCCACUUCAAGAUAUGACACCACAAUCUCUUCUGAGAUCAGAUCCAGCUUCCCCAACAGCAUGAAUUUAGAGGUCAACGCAGUGAGUGAUGAUAUUGGCACAUACAUCGAAGGAAACUUCAACAUAUUGCCUCCUGAUAUCCGGCAAAACAAGGACAUUCGCCAGGAUAUAGUGGAGUCUCUCCAAGUAUCUGUGGACGGAAUGUUUCUUUUGGCACGGAUAUAUCUGAACUUGCUCAGCUUCAAGGUCUCUGGAACAGAGAUACGAAACCAGUUAGCCAUGUUCAAGCGAGGCAGUAGGAAGGGCAAAGCUAAAGCCUUAUCCGAUGCCUACGAGCAAACCAUGACCAGGAUUAAAUCUCAGGAGUCAGAUCACGCUAUGCUAGCUAAGGGAGUUCUCCUUUGGCUUACAUACGCGAGAAGUGAGUUGACUGUGGAGGAUCUGCGAUACGCCCUUGCGACAAGAUCCAAAUAUCGCAUGGUGUGCACACAAGACUUGCCCUUCGAGUCGACUAUGAUCUCUGUCUGUGCCGGACUUGUAUCCUUGGACGAGUCGAGUAAGAUCAUUCGGCUUGUUCAUUUUACCACGCAAGAAUAUCUUAUCCAGAACCCCGACGAGCUAUUCCCGUUGACGGAACAAGACAUUGCAAGGACCUGCAUGGCACACCUAUGGGUUGACGAAAACGAACGCUACCGCUUUCUAGACUUUGACCUCGCUACCAGAUCCUCGUAUCCAUUGUGGUGGUACAGCGCUCUCAAUUGGGGUCUUCACGGGCGCGAUUCCUCCAUUCCAAACCAUGAGCUUAUCGAAUUCAUGAAUGAUGAGGCGACGGUCAGUCUUGCCAUGAGAAACGCCCUGCAGAGAUUCACAGUCGGUUACUUCUUCAUGAGGCACCUUCACAUAGCGGCAUAUUUCGGCCUGGCUGAGCUAGUUGAGAAUAUCCUUGACAGGGGGGCAGCGGUAGAUAUAGUGGACCGGACUGGGAGGACUCCCCUUUCAUAUGCGGCUGAACAGGGCUAUGAGGACAUUAUGGCAAUGCUCCUUGAAAGGGGGGCGGAAGUUGAUUCUCAAGAUGGUGGCAUUCCCGAUCGGAAAUAUCAUAAUGAGAAUGCAGGACGUACCCCAUUGUCAUUUGCCACAGAGCGAGGGCACGAAGCCGCAGUUCAUAUCUUGAUAGGGAGUGGGGCGUCUUCCUCGGUGAGGUCCAAAUCUGGACUUACGCCACUGUCUUAUGCUGUGGAGAACAGACGAGAGAGUCUGGUUAGGUUGUUUCUUAACACGGAACCUGGCGACAUCAGCAUUGAACUAGGACGAGCAGUCGACAACGAACAUGAAAGUAUUGUCCGACUUUUGCUUGAGCAUGGCGCCGAAGUCGACUGCUCAUCAACCCCUGGUAUGACGCCACUGCUUCGUGCAACACGCGCCAACAACAAGGACAUCGUCCGUCUACUACUGGCAAAUGGUGCGAACCCAGAUCCUCUCUAUAGUCUCUCUACACCACUUUUAUCUGCUGCCGUCAGAGGAUCGACCGACCGGAUAGAUUCGGGCGCACAGCUUUAUCCCACAUGGCACAACAUGGGGAAGGAAGCCACCGUGAGAAUGUUGCUAGAUAUGGGAGCCAAUCCUGACACUGAGUCACAGGCGACAUUCAUUGGAGCACAAUUCUAUAAUGGGAGAACACCGCUUUCGUUCGCAGCAGAGAAGGGGCAUAAGGCAAUCGUUGAGCUUCUCAUCAACAAGGGGGCAACAGUUGGUCUAGGACCUACCAACGAAGCCAAUAGUACCAGACUGGCACCGAUUUCAUAUGCUGCGAGGAACGGGCACGAAGGUGUUAUUCGAGCUCUUGUGGAAACCGGCCGAGCUGACCCGAAUUCCCCGGAUUACAAAGGGCGAACGCCGCUUUCUUAUGCCGCAGGAAAGGGUCUGACGUCUGUUGUCCGACUAUUGCUGGAACAAUACAACGCUGACCCCAGUCAUAUGGAUAAGGAUGGACAUACCCCUCUUUCAGAUGCUGCUAAGAGUGGCCAUGUUGGUGUAAUCCGCGAACUCCUAGAUACGGGCAAGGUUGGACCGGACUCUGUUGAUGGAUGGGGUCUUACACCUCUUUGCCAUGCUGCCUUAUGGGGGCACAAAUUCGUCGUACUUUUGCUUAUUGAAAAGGGAGCAGAUACUGGCUAUGUUAUUCCCAGUGGAGACUGGAAAGGAAAAUCAGCUUCAGCGAUCGCAACGAGAUAUGGGCAUCAGGCAAUAGUUGACAUCCUCGGCAAGAGUCAGUAA